UCUUCCAAGACCAGAGACACAUAGUACCUCAGUUCACAGUAGAAAUAUACAAACUCCUGACUUCACCCCGGCCUGCUCUCACAAACACCUCGCAGAACAAACACUACCAGCUGUCCAUCACCCGCCUGACAGUCUGAUGAACCUAACAUCUGAGCGACACAUAACACAUGUCCUCACCAGCUGCUUAUAUCAGCCAGCAGGGCGGAGCGUCGAGAGUCUGUAUGCAUGAGACACGCUCACAACUUUCCAGAGGCCUUGAGCAUCAGAGGAGGCAAGAGCCCUGACCAGGCCAGUGUCUGCAACCAAGUACCAGGAGUCACGGAGGUAAAGGAGGAGAUACAUACAAGAGAAGAGGGAGACGAAUACGUCCCAUUCUUUUCUUUUUUGAGAUACUGAUCAGAAAGUCAAGCUGGCGGCAGAUGAGACAAAGAGCUUGUCGGAGGAAGGAGAGGCCACCAGAGGGUCGGGCGGCCCAGCGGACGGGAAGUUUCCCGGACCCCGUGGCAGGAUGGUGCGCGUCGAACUGGAGUGGGACGUCCCCAUGUCGGUGACACUGCCCAUCCAGGUGCAACCGGACGCCGCCCAUCAGCCCUUCCCCUUCCUGGACACGACACUGGCCGACCUGGGCAUCGAAGAGUCAGAGGUGAAGGAGAGGGUGGUGUGGGUGGACACCAAAAAGACGCAGGUGAAGAACAAAGCAGGGAAGGUGAAGGAGAAGGAGAUCACGAUCCUCGAGGUACGAGUGAAAGCCCAGAAGCCCGGAGACAAGGAGCUGCAGGAGGUGCUGUACAGCACCGAGGCCCACACCGACCGCUCCUUCUGUCGCACCGGGAUGAACAUCCUGCCCUGGAAACAGAGAUGGGAGGACGGAUUGUCGCCAGUGCAUACGACGAUGGCGUUGGACAUGGAACAUGAGCAGCCUGACUCGACUGAGGCUGAUGGACAGCGGGAGAUCUGAGGAGACAAAAAAAACCCCACAAAGAGUCGCCAUCGCCAUUUUAAUGUGAAUCCCAGAGCUGCCCUGUUUGGUUCGUGUUUAUGAUAAGAUUUGUUCAACUAAUCAAUGGCAAAACGUUUUAACUCCAUUUUAGUUCCAAAAGGCAAGUUGGCAUCCGUUGAUAGGAUUCUACACCAGGGCAAGGUGGCAUGGCUUAGUAAUAACUGCAAGGCAACAUUUGUCAGGUUUGAAGGAUUGUGCUAAAUUUGUUGUAACAUUUGUAAAAAAUAUAAUAAAAAAAAUAAGUAAGUAAUAACAAACUCUUGCUCCUGUCAAAUGUGUUGCAGGAAACCAUUAAAUAGUUUUGUACUAAAUAUAGAAUCACCACCUUGCUUCUUGCCUGUGUCCAAACUCAUAAUAUAUAUGUAGUAAUGUUUUUACGUCAAGACAAUAAAACUGAUUAUGACAGAA
Molecule: messenger RNA, 1408 nt
Organism: Scophthalmus maximus (turbot)
Lineage: Eukaryota; Metazoa; Chordata; Actinopteri; Pleuronectiformes; Scophthalmidae
Exons: 4
Coding region: 509-958 (149 amino acids)
Source: RefSeq, a predicted model, not a curated record